UCCCCACCUCCUCAUCACCUCACAACAAUGUCACCACAGCUCCAAAGCUGCCAUCAGAAAGGUUCAGAUAUCGAUGCUGCCACUGCUAUGAUGUUGCUGAAUUCAUCUGCAGAACAAAGACUUCCUCCGUGUGAGCCAUCUCAGCAAAAAAGUCCACCAAUGAGCCGAAAACGAAGUUACAAACGUGCAUUUUUGAAGCCUGCUCCCACUUUGGUGAAAAUAACUGAAGCCACGUGCAGAACAAGGGAGUGUGUGGAAACUUCUCCAUUGCAGAAAGACAGCAAGAGUUUGUCUGGUUUACCAGUCAUCAAUAAUGAUCCUAAAGAAGAACACAAUUACAGUGCUAAUGGUACUGUGUCUCAACGCAGCGAGUCUAGGUCUAGUGUUUCAUCCUUAUCCUCUGGGGAGGAAUCCUAUGAAUUCAUUUCGAAAGCUAGUCGAGGCGGGAGUGAUGGAAGUGAAGGCUUCCACAGCGAUGAAGAGUCUGAGGUAGAUGACUGUGAGAAUGAGUCCAAUGACUUGUUUAGUGCCAAUGCCUACAAAUCUGAGCAAUGUGGAAAGGAUUCUGCUACCGUGUUACGGUUGGCUGGAAAAAGCUGCAAAACAAUGCAACAAGAAGUUGAUGAAGAGCUAAAAGAAGCCGCUGGUUCACUUUUGCACCUUGCUGGAAUCCAUAUGUGCCUGGACUCUUUAGUCAGUAAACCAGGAAAAAGCAGGAAUGGGAAACAUAAUGUGAAAUAGCAUGCUUCCCCUCUCAUCUGCCAUUGUGUGUCAUUUGGCAAUAUUCUUCAAUGGAGUUCCUUCUCAAAAGGAAGAUAAAAGCCAUACGAAGACUGAAGUGUUUGCCCUUCGAUAUUAACUGCCAUUUAUUUGCACCUUUCUGAGACAAGAAGUUCUCUAUAGGUUGUAUCAGUUCUUUUAAAAGUGAACUUCGCAGGAACUAACACAUGCAAUGGAUCAGCCUGUAUGCUGAAGUAGUUCUUCAGGCUGUUCUAUUGGUUAAAAUUUCAAACAGUUGAAAAGUGAAAAAAGCUUUCCCUGAAAAUAAUUAAAGUGUUCAGGGUUGAAAAGGGGUGGUGGGGAUUGGCAAUAUUUUAGACAUCUUGAAGAUCAUACAAUGAAUUUUUCAACCUGUGAGUGAUAUUUAAAAAGUUGACAUCCUUUCACUUUUUCCCUUUCUUGAAUAUGGUUUCCUUCAUUUUCAGAAAACCUUGAAUGUCAUUAAUGGUACGUCAAUGUUCCUAGAUUGAUUAAUUCUCUCAGGUGUUUGGGCACAGUUCCUCUAAGCACCAUCUCUCAUGCACAGGCUGGCUCAAGUAACUCAUUGACUGUGUGGGAUAUUGCAGAAAGGCAAUUUAAUCCUUCAUGAUGUCCAAAUGCACGCAUUUUUCAAUAUGGGUCGUUAACAGUUCAUCAGAUAUUUUAACGUAUCGGAAAGUUUGUGUAUUUUUCCCUCCUCGCAAUAAAGGUAAUUAUAAUGCCUUGUAACUGCUCCCCAGGCUAAAUUGGUGGAGGCUGUGAGAAGGUUGCACUUUACAUUGGAAAGAAUGAGAAAAAAAGAGAAAAAUGAAGUUCACUUUGCUAUGCAGUUUUUAUAAAAGUUUUUUUUAAAGUUCAUCACCAAUGUUUGUGCUUCCAUGAUAUUUGGAGAACUCUGGCUAUUUUCAGAAAUUAUAGAUUGACAAAAAAAGUAACUGUAUAAAUGUAAUUGUUCAAACAGAAGCCACAAUUGAUUAUAUUAAACUGGAAAUAUUGUAAACCUUAAACCACCUUCCUGGGAGUCAUGUGAUAGGACAGGCCUGCAGUGAUUAUUACAACAGUACUGUAGUGGUAACAUCAAAGAGGAUUGGAUUAUCAUUAUGUAAGCAAGCAAUACAUCCAAAUGUCACUGAGCAUUCCAAUUUAGAAUUAAAAUCAGAAUGCAACAGAAAGUCACCAUGCUAUUUUUAAUCCAACAAAUCAUAGAAAAUAACAUGUUGAAUGAAGUACAUUGCUGUUGAUUAGUGGACUCAAGUUGAUGGUUGUGCUCGUGACUUAUAACCUCUUUUGAAUCCAUUGGUGAGGACAAGACCUUUGUAACAUAUUUAAAUGUGCUUUUUUUUUGUUAGCUAUGUUCUUAUGUGAAUCUGUUGAAUCCAUUUCCAGCUGUAGGAAAUUGAUGGAAAGGUUGUCGGCUGCCAGAAGUAGUGUGAAAUCAAUAGAAUUCUCACCAGAACUUGCUUUCCCUCACCACAAUGGGAAAUCCCCAAUAAGAAAAAUGAACUUUUGUGGUAGUUUUUUAACACUGUGCCCUACCUUUUUUUUUGCACAGUUCUUAAAUUUUAAUCUUUUGAUUUGGCAAUUUAGCAAUUAUGAGUCCAGAAACACCACACAAUUGCGAUUAUGGUAUUAUAAUCUAGUUGAAAUAUUUUCAUGGACACUGUUCAAUAAGUCCUACUCAUUGGCAAUGGUUUCAGAAUCAUCUCUUUUUUUUCAUGCAGUAGGGUGGGCUUGCAAUUGGAUGCAUUCAUUUCCUUCACUUGGCUAAUUAUAUUGUGAUUUGCUGAAAUACUGUUAGUCUACUGUACUGGAAGCUCACUAGAACCAUGUGCAGAAGAUUUUGAUGCAGCUAUGAUAGUAAAACUUUCAUGGUAAUACGUUUGUUCCCACUUUACAAAGCAGGAUCUCCAUUCAAAACAUCCAAAUAUAAAUCAAGUGGUAUACUUUUCCAGUUAGGGGGAAAAGCUUAACCUACCCCUCAGUGAGAACCUGCUGGGUGUGCAUAGUUGGCCAUUUAAACCUUCAGCUGUAUUAGGACAUUCUUGCUAACUACUACUAUAACUGAUCACUGCAGUUUGGUACAUGAGGUAUUCACUGAAAAUAGUAUGUGAAUUACAUCAAUUCAAAUCCCUGAUUAAAUUUAAUUUGAUCUUGAAAAGGUAUGUAAACUGCACUUUUCCACCAUGCAUGAUUCUGAUCAGCAGUGGUUUGAUGGCACUCAAAUUAAGCUAAGUCUGCUUCUUUGAUACCCCACAAAGAAAAUUGCAGACUUUCCUACUUGAGACUCCACCUGACUCCCUGCUUGCCAACUAGCCCAUCUCUACUCCUGGAUGCCCAAGUGCCACCUGCCAAGUGGGUACCACUUUUUACCUAUUUCAAAUGGGCAGCUGUUUGGGGAAGUAUUCUACAAGCCUGAAAUUCAGGCCUAUGACUGUAGUUAUCACUCACUUUUCUAGUCCACUUAAUUCUUUGGGAAUUAAAAUCAAAUUCCAAAAUAGGCAGAACUUCCAGAUGUUGUGGGUCUAUGUUGUGGAAUCUUGCAAGUCCAAAAUUCAGGGUAUUUGUUGUGUCGGUGCUUUCCAUGAAAUCAACUAUAUUUCUGUAAGUGAACCGUGUAAUUCUGGAUGCCUGGUUAUUAACUUUGAGAAGCAUGUAACUUGUUAACAUCUGCUAAUUUGUGCCACUGUUAUAAGGAUUCUUCUGCCCUUUGUAAGAUUCAUAUUUUACUCCUUUGAUUUUUCUUAUUCCAGAGAUUUCUGGAAGCCUAAUAAGCACUGUAUUUUCAGGUAGCAAAACAGGUAUAAUGCACAAUUUAUUUUCAUGUAACUAAGCACAGGGCAGCUGACACAAAUUAAUCUGCUUCUCACUUGUUAUGUAGCAGUAUACAAGUUAUAAUAUGAAUGUACAGGUGAGGAUGGGCUAUUUGCCAAUACCAGGGAAUGAUGCCCUUUCUGAAUAAAUUUUUUUCUCUUUCAAAACUAUGUAUAUUUUUUAAAAAUUGCAUUCUUAUAUCAGCAUAUCAUGGUUUUUUUCCACUUAAAUUUGUAGUUUAUUUGUAGUUUCAUACUGACAUGCUCCCAGGAAAGGAAAUGAGGUCUUAUAAGGUAAUUAAAAUUUAAGACCAGUAUAGGUACACUCUGUACCAAGGGAGAGAAAGGGUAGAGCAUUUUCUUCAUUUCUAUGUUAUGGAAUGUUGCAUCAUUAAUCCAAACUGCUUUGGUAAGAGUCAUUUCCUGUCAAUAAUCUGCUUGCCAGAUUCUGAGUUGCUCAGCAGUGUUUCCAUGUUUUUCAAAACAAAUCCAGUAAGUUAUGCUGAUAAUAAGGUCAUGCCUCGCGCAAUGUUUAAUUUAAGCAAAUAACCAACUAACACUAGUUAUUUGCAAACCAACACACCUUUGAACAAUAGCCAGGAGGGUUGCCAGUUUGACUUAGUUUCCUGAGUUAAGGUCUUUUUCUAACUCUAACUUGUACUUGAAUGGAGAGAGAAGUUAGGUGGCAAGUUACCAUAGACAGACUUUUAUUUUCACAUGAAUUGCACUUCCUAUGGUCUGCAUGCUAGUACCAUCUUCUAAAGUAAACAGUUCCUUGAAUUUUUUUUUCUUGAAUUAUAAAGGGACAUGGCAGCAAUCUUCCUAAACUUAAAAAGAAAUGCAUCCUGUACACUGAAAUGCAGUUGCACAACUCCCUAACCAUUGUCGUUAUCCUUGUCUCAACUGCAACAGCAAUUGAAUGUUAAUGCCAAUAGCCAAUAAAUAAUCUAUAAGUUGAGUUUGAUGUGCAGAAACUUAUCAAGUGAGAAUGUCCAUAUUAAUUGGUAAAUUCAUGUUAGUAUAUUUUAUGCUGGUUUGGUAUAGAAAACAAACACUAUUCCUGUUGGAACAAUGUUACCUACCUAAAACUUUAGACUUGGCAGAUUGCCAAGCUUUGCGCCCAAAUUUAUUCCAUUGAUUAGUACAAUGCUUUUUCAGCACACAAAUGGCAAACUCACUAUUGCUUGGCUGGAUAGAUGCCUUACCUGGUACACAAUCAUGUAUACAAAUAAUUGCUACUGCACACUGAAUAGUGGCCAAAUGAAUAAAUUUUCUGAAGCAAAAUUAUCUGAACUAAAUUCUUAACUGCUCUCUUGCAUUUGUAUUAAUUGAAUAAAAAUAAUAAAUGUAAAUAAUGUUUUUAAAAUAUUUAAACCACCUCAAUUUUUAAAAUAGCUGAUGCAGUGAAUAAAAUGGUGCUAGUUCAACAACAGCAUUUCGGGUAAUAGUUAGCUUUUUGUUACCAGUUAGUCAAUUUGGAAUCUCAAACUAAUUAUUUAUUAAUUAUAAAGAUGUAUUACUUUGUUAUCUCAUUAGAACAUAGAAUAUUCUAUUUGUUGCUGUUGAGGCAGUACAGCUACUGAUUUCUUUCUCUGAUUUGGCUUUUUAAUAUAUGCUCACUGUCCACUACCUCACCCAGGCAGAUAACCAUGUAUGAACAAUAAUAGAUCAUGGACUGAAACUGGAGCAAUCCUUCCUGGGUUGUAAUAUACUGUUGUACCGAGCAGUGAUUUCACCAAAUGAGCCAGCAAAGAAAGCCAAAAAAGGGAAGAGGAAACAUGGUUUUGACAAUUUUCUUUUUCUCAUCCCCUCCAAAGCCAAUGACUAACGAUUGUUUCUUUAGGUUAGAAUUCCAAAACCUUGCUUAACAAUUUUGAUCCUCUCAGCACCAGAUCUGCACAUUACAGUAGGCUAAGGCUCAAGGUGGUAAUAGGAAGGUGAACCAUAACUUUUUUUUAAACAUAGAAUACAGGCACUGAUGCCGAUUCCAGCUGAGAUCAGUUAAUUCACUACAACUUAAUUAUAUGCUGUUUUCAUGAACCACUGAGGCAGCAAUAAAGUAAUUUCUACUACCUUUACUUAGCAGGCAUUCCCUCGAGAGGAACUUAUUUUACUUGCAUCUAAAUUUCAAUAUGUGUAAUGCAGAAUGCAAUACUCUUGGCACUUAGAAAGCCAGUUGAUCUACUUGAGGACAGAAGAAAAUAUUCAAAUUUGAUUUUUCUAUACUGCAAAUCCAAGUUUGUACAUCUCUAUCAUUAGAUCUAUGGUGUGCAACCUAUGCUGAAAAUUCACACAGAUAAUGCUUGAGAGUAGUAGAACUGGUCAACUUCUUUCUAAACCAGUGUUGGAGAUGGCCAUACCCUCUACUGUUAUUAUAGCAAAUGAAUUGCAUUGUUGAGAUGUAUGCAAAUUAGCUACAAUGUUAAAAAUGGGAUUGCUAUUAUAUAACAUGGAAAAGUAUCAAUAUUUCUUGUCCCGACUUCAGAAGUCCAACAUUCAAUUGACCAUGGAUAGAGGAGUAUGUAUGUGAAAUGUAGACCAAUUUCCUUUUCUCAACUUAAAUGGGCAGUUCAUGCUAUGGAAGCAUCAGUCUUUAUUUACAAUGCAGAAAGUAUGAUUCUUCAUGUAUGAGCCCACACAACAAAUGUUGUUGCUAUCGAAAAGAGAUGAUAUCACACUUAAGAGUUCAUGUGCCCCAAAACAGCUAUAUUUACUUAGUUACCUGGAAAGGAAACUGUCCUCUAGCUGCAGUCAUACCUAGCAGAAAGGAAAACUUUUAUGGGUUGUUGGAGGUUAGUAACUUCACCAAGAAUUCUUCGGGACAAUGCACAAAGCCCAACAUCUUCAGCUAGGGUCAGAAGUGGAAAUAUCUGUGAUGACUGAAGUGGUCAAUUUCAUUUGCAAUUUGCCAUAAGGGGAGAUGGUAAUAUUUAUGAACUAGUAAUGCAGAACCCUUGGCUCAAGUUCUGAGGACAUGGGUUUGAAUCAUCCCUGGUAAAUGGUGAAAUCUGGACUCAAUAAAAGCUAGUUUAACUGUAACCAAUGUAACCAUGUAACAAAUGCCAAUUGUUGUGAAGACCCACUAAUGGUUACUAAUGUUUUUUUAAGGAAGUGAGUUGAUCAUCUGUACCUGAUCUGGCCUACAUGUAAACUCGACUAAUAUUCCUUCUAAGCUGUGUGGUCAUGCAGUUGCUGGGCGAUUUCACACCCGCCGACACAAUGGCUUCUGCUUUCUGAAGCCGUUGCCAUGCUCAGCACUGAGGUCCAUGCAGCAAUUAACUACUAGUUGGAAUAUUGCUCUAAACCCACAGCUAUGUGAAACAGUUCCAUUGUCCUCCAGGCAAAUCAAUGUUGGCCUAGCGAAUUACGGCUAUAUUUCACAAAUAAAUAAAAAUAAUGAAGCUGCCUGUGUCUGCAUGGAACAAAUUCUAGACAACAUGCAGGCCUCGGCUAAGUGCCAAAUAACAUUUGUGCCACGUAAGUGCCAGGCAAUGACUAUCUCCAAGUUUUUAACUACCUCCUGACAUUGUGAAAGCUCCUAUCAUCAAUAUCAGAGAGUUGUCAUCAUUGACCAGAAUGAGAGGAGGCACGUAACUGCUGUUGAUACAAAAGCAAGUCAGAAACUAGAUAUUCUACAGCAAGUCUGUCACCUCCCAAAGACACCUACAAGGCAUAAGUCAGGAAUGUAAAGAAAUACUCGACACUUAUAUGGAUGAGUUAAAUUCCAACAACAUUCCAGCAAGUUGAUAUCAUCCACGACCAGGUUGCCCAAUAACACCCAUCCAGUAUCUUAAACACUCGCUUGCUGGCCAAUACCCUGGAACUCCCUACGUAACAGCAGAAGGGACAUUUUCACUAUAAGAGGACUGCAGCAAUUCAAAACAUAAGUUUACUACCACUUCCUUGAGGGCAUUUAGGAAUAGACAAUAAAUGUUAGCCUUGAAAACAAUAUCCAUUGGCAAUGGAUAAAUGCUUUUCUAAAAUCAGCUAUUGUGACCAUGACUCUCUUCACUCCUCCUCCUAUUAUCAUGCUUCCAGCGCUCCAGCCAAGUACUGUGGACAGGUCUAAGGCUUUCGUUCUUGCCUUUCAAGUAAUUCACAGGAUUGUACAUUAGUUUACCCAAGAGAAUGCCUAAAUUAUGAACCGCCUCCUUUAAAAAUAAAAGUACGUCUGGGGGUGUAAAUCCACAGAUUUACAUAGAUUGUGAAUUUUGGUACACAGUUUCUAAUUGUGUGGUUAACACCUCUUUCAAUCAUUGUAUAUUUUAGAGUGGAUUAAGAGCCAUGAAACCUCUUCUAACAAUACUAGCAAUUAAGAAGUAAUAUUAGACAAAGUUAAUGCAUUUUAUGUUGGUGAUUUCACUGAGCAAAGGUCUGAGGAGUAGAAGUUUUAUUGUUUAUCUCAAGGUGGUUCAUAAUGUUAUACAUGUUUUUACUACUUAAACUGGUAGUGGCAUUCUGCCUGAGCUUACAUUAUGUAAUUUCCAUUUUGUUCCACUGCUGUACUGCAUGUAUGCCUGAAUGGUGCUCGGGUAGUUGUAGAUUAAUGAAACACUUUAAAAUAAACUGAUGGUGAAACAAACUGAUACUGAAGAUGAAAACAAAAUUGUACAGAUGCAAAAUGCAAUGAUUCCUAGGUUACUUCACAUAAUUUCUAACCAAAAAAGUGACACGCUAAGUAGUUCAAAUGCCAAUAGAACUAGUGAUUUUUU
Chiloscyllium plagiosum (whitespotted bambooshark) is the source of this 8281-nucleotide messenger RNA. The record is from RefSeq and is a predicted model, not a curated record. NCBI's taxonomy places the organism in Eukaryota, Metazoa, Chordata, Chondrichthyes, Orectolobiformes, Hemiscylliidae.